Myripristis murdjan (pinecone soldierfish) is the source of this 4185-nucleotide messenger RNA. RefSeq names its product myotubularin related protein 1a (gene mtmr1a). Gene Ontology annotation, cellular component: membrane; cytoplasm. The record is from RefSeq and is a predicted model, not a curated record. The coding region runs from base 120 to 2114 and encodes 664 amino acids. The transcript has 18 exons. Gene Ontology annotation, molecular function: phosphatidylinositol-3-phosphate phosphatase activity; phosphatidylinositol-3,5-bisphosphate 3-phosphatase activity. NCBI's taxonomy places the organism in Eukaryota, Metazoa, Chordata, Actinopteri, Holocentriformes, Holocentridae. Gene Ontology annotation, biological process: phosphatidylinositol dephosphorylation.
CCUAGCAGGCUCUCCUCUCCAUCACUCCCAGUAGGUCUACCCUCAUCUGUCCACAUCAUCACAUCAUCAGCGGAAAACGUUUCCCCUUGUAACACAGGAAGGAAACGUUUACUUUUCAGAUGGAGAAGCAGGCCGGGGCCGGCGGGGCUGCGGACGGAGCAGGGCCGAACAGAAAGCCCCGGAGCCCGCCCAGCAGCGGACCAGCCGCCGAUGAAUCUGUGGACAGUCCAACAGGCUCUCAUGUAGAGUGGUGUAAACAGCUAAUAGCAGCCACCAUCUCCAGUCAGAUCUCGGGUUCAGUCCCCUCUGACACGAUCAGCAGGGAUGGCAAGGUGUCCAAGAGGCUGCAUCUGAGGAACCGGCCGGUUCUGAGAGACAGGAGACACGUCCAAAUGGAUCAGGACCAGGUUCCUCUCUUACCAGGAGAGAGCAUCCAGACUGUGGCCAAGGAUAUGAUGUACAUCUGUCCAUUCAGCGGCCUGGUAACUGGGACUCUGACCAUCACAGACUACAAGCUCUACUUCACCAGCUUGGAGAGGGAAUCUCCGUUCAUUCUCGAUGUCAACCUGGGGGCCAUCAGUCGACUGGAAACCAUCAGUGUCCCAAACCAUGGAGAAAACACCAGGGGGCUCGAACUGGUCUGCAAGGACAUGAGGAGUCUGAGGUUUGCCUAUAAGAGAGAGGAGAAACAACCCGAAGUGGCAGACGUGGUGGCCAAGCACGGCUUCCCCCUCUCCAAUAACCUGCCCCUGUUUGCCUUCCUGUACAAGGAGGAGUUUCCUGUGGAUGGCUGGAAGGUGUACGACCCGAUGGCUGAAUACAAGAGACAGGGUCUCCCCAAUGAGAGCUGGACCAUCAGUAAAAUGAACAGCAGCUACGAGAUCUGUGAUACCUAUCCCUCUGUCCUGGUAAUCCCCACUAGCAUCAAGGAAGACGACAUCAAACGCGUGGCUCUCUUCAGAGCCAAGCACCGCAUACCGGUCCUGUCCUGGAUACACCCAGAGUCUCAAGCCACUAUUAUACGCUGCAGCCAGCCUUUAGUCGGACCUUCAGACCGACGCUGUAAAGAGGACGAGCGCUUCCUCCAGAUCAUCAUGGAUGCCAACGCCCAGUCCCACAAGCUCACCAUCUUUGAUGCCCGGCAGAGCAGUGUGGCAGACACCAACAAGGCAAAGGAUGGAGGGUAUGAGAGUGAGAGCUUCUACCCCAACGUGGAGCUGAACUUCCUGGAGAUCCCCAACAUCCAUGUGAUGCGGGAAUCGCUGAGGAAGUUGAAGGAUGUUGUUUAUCCAACCAUAGAUGAAGCCCACUGGCACUCAGCUGUUGACCAGACACACUGGCUGGAGUACAUCCGGCUGCUGCUGGCCGGGGCGGUGAGGAUUGCUGACAAGCUGGAGUCUGGGAAGACGUCUGUGGUGGUGCACUGCAGUGACGGCUGGGACCGGACCACCCAGCUCACCUCUUUGGCCAUGCUCAUGCUGGACAGCUACUACCGCACUCUCAGAGGAUUCCAGGUCCUGGUGGAGAAGGAGUGGGUCAGUUUCGGACACAAGUUUGCUGCUCGCGUGGGUCACGGUGAUGAGAACCACGCCAACUCAGAGCGCUCGCCUCUCUUCCUCCAGUUCAUCGACUGCGUUUGGCAGAUGACACGACAGUUCCCAGCAGCCUUUGAGUUCAACGAGCUGUUCCUCAUCACAGUGCUGGACCACCUCUACAGUUGUUUGUUUGGUACAUUCCUCUAUAACAGCGAACAGGAGAGGGUGGACAAGCAAGUGCAGACCAAAACAGUUUCACUGUGGUCCUACAUCAACAGCCAGCCGGAGGACUUCACUAAUCCAUUCUAUGUGGACUAUGAGCACCAUGUUUUGUAUCCGCUGGCCUCCUCCAGACAUCUGGAGCUUUGGACCAGCUACUACGCCCGCUGGAACCCAUGCAUGAGGCCACAGAUGCCAGUGCACCAGACACUGAAGGAGCUGCUGAUCCUGAGGGCCGAGCUCCAGAGGAAGGUGGACGAGCUGCAGAGGGAGGCGUCCUCCUCCCACUCCCUGUCCUCCUCCGAACACACCUCCUCCCCCACACACACUGUAGGAACACCCCUACACACCACUGUCUGACACACACACACACACACACAUUUACUCCCUCUGUGUUUACAUCAUGUGUUGUCUUACACGUGUAUUGUGAGUUAAAACACAGCGAAGUCAGAAGCUCACACAUCUGUCGUAAGAAGGGACACACCUUAGCAUUUUGCCUGCAUCAAGUCAAACAUUUAAAUUGUAAAUAUGAAUAAAUCAUACUAAUAUAUUUCUACCUGCCAAAAUGUUUACGGUUUUAUUAUUAGAUUAUUGCCAAUACAAGAAAUUAGAAAUAUAACAAAAUAAUUUUGCAAAUGUGUAGAAAUAUAAAGUAUGCACCUGCUUUUUUCACCUUUAUUCCACAUAGCACAUAUAUGCAUGUUACUGCAAUCACUUCCCUGACAGGGAGCGGCCAUUUUUAUCCCUAUGUGGAGAAAAGAGAAAUAGGCAUUUAAUGUCUACGGAUGUUUCUUUGUUACAGAUUUGUGAGAAGGUGAUGACUUUGUCCUCUUCUUAUAUGUUUGUCUUUUCCUUAUGGAACCUGGGGAAGAAAUGUGGGUUUGACCACAACCACCAGUGUGGAAACCUGUUACUGUUUUGUUUGGGCAUUGAAAAUAUGAUGAUGAUGAUGAUGAUUAUGGUUUAUGACUUGAGUGGUCAGAAAAGCAUGUCACAGUCACUCAGAUCUGAGUCCAACAGGAGGGCUGCUCUUAGGAGAUGCCUAAAGUGAGUGGAAUCUCACAAAAAUGUCCAGUUAUUUUUCUCCCAAAUUAUAGGCAAAAAGUUAAAUGUAAUAACCUUCAAAAUGGGUUAGUAAGGUGUUUUUUUUCUUUUUUUUUUUUAGUUUUCUGAGUUUGUUAAUUUCAGUCAUUAACCACUUAAUGUAUUAUUUAAGUACUGGUAUGGAUAUGAACACAUUUUCUUAUGCUCCUUUGAAAAUCUUGGCAUUUUGUAUUUUCUUUGUACUCGCCUUAGCCAUGUCAUGUUACUGCCCCUCCAUCUUUAAGAGUUUGUGAUUUUCUGUCCUCUUGUGAUUGCCAACUACUGUCUUUUUUAUAUAUAUAUAGAAAAAUCACUUGAAUCUCUUGUGUUUCUCACAAAAUAACCAAACUGUGUCUUUGUGCAUCAAACUGGAUUUAAAAUUUAAGUGUUUUUCUUUUUUUUUUCUUUUUUUCUUUUGCCUGUGUAGCUUCAGUGACUGAGUGUAGUGAGUUCAGGUCAUUUAUAUUGUUUAGGUCACCUGACUGUUUAUUGUGGUUUCUUUGUACCUCUCACUUUCCAAAAAAGAAACUUCCCUUGAUAAAAGUCCUUCUUUAACUCCUUUUUUCAUCAUUUCGAGACUGUGAACUUUAAAAUUAAACUGACUGUUGCUUAUGUUAACAAAUCACAUUUUACAGCUCUAUUAUAUAUUUGAGUAUUUAUAGGCUAUAGCAGUAUUACUCAUUCUUCACUAUUAUUGACUCCACCAGUAAGCAAGGCCACAUUUUCUAAGGCCUGAAGCAUCCAACAAGUAAUGUUUACACACAGGAAGGAAAUCUGCUUUUUAAUUCUAAUUUUUUAUUUUUUUUUUUUGAUAUCUUUCCUUGUGGUGAAAUUUGUGGUGAAUUCUGGGGGGAUUUCAAGUUGCUCUUAGCCAGCUCCCUGCGGAAAAAGACUGGAUAACUUUCUGAGACAGCUGCCUAACUCGGUAACCUCGUAACUCCUUGAUCUUUCUAAAAUGGAAAUAUCAUUUAGGUUACUUCUUCCACAACAGCUAUGAAAAUAUCAGAUGCCUCAAAUCUUUGGUGCCUGUGUUAAUCUGUGUUAACCCAGCCAUACAGCCUGUAAUCCCCUGGAAUAAAGAUGGUCCUGUUGUAUUUUGGUCCCCUAGUAAUCACUGUGGUUCUUUUUUUGUUUGUUUGUUUGUUUUUUUGUCAUCAACUUUUUCUUGGGUAAUGUCAUAAGUUUUAAAUCAUAAAGUCUGAAUAGUGGAGUGGCAGGUGAAUUGAGAAUCUUGUCCUUGUUGUUAAUCAUUUCUGUGAUAUUUGGAAACACAAAAUCCCCUUAUGAGCCAUAACCACUUCUUACAUUCCGCAUUCAAAAUAAAAAAAAAAAGAAGAAGAAUUCAAAA